Molecule: messenger RNA, 1914 nt
Organism: Podospora anserina S mat+
Lineage: Eukaryota; Fungi; Ascomycota; Sordariomycetes; Sordariales; Podosporaceae
Exons: 2
Coding region: 1-1914 (637 amino acids)
Biological process (GO): copper ion import; iron ion transport; intracellular iron ion homeostasis
Cellular component (GO): plasma membrane
Molecular function (GO): ferric-chelate reductase activity
Source: RefSeq, a predicted model, not a curated record
AUGGAUCAUGAUCAUGGCUCCCACGGGGGCGGUGGGACGGGAAACACGACCUACCCUGUUACAAACGAAGAACUGGCGCAGCGGUUCUGGUACAUUGUCGCGGGGUUUGUGGGCGCGUUUCUGGUCUGCCGGGUUAUAAACUGGUACAAGUUGGAAAGAAGACUACGACGGCACACGUCGAGUUCCGUCCAAUCUCCAACAAAACCGGACACGGCCUUUCUAGAGCUGUGGGCAACCUUUACGGCCGUGGUUCGUGAAGUUAGCUAUCCCCAGCUGUAUGUCCCAGUAAGGGGGUUUUCCUGGUUGACGCCGCCUCCAGGAGGCCGCGUCAUUGUCCUGUUGGUGUACUGGAUCAUCGUGAUUUACAUGGCCACCGAUGGUGCCAUAUUUCCAGAUGUCUUUCAUUGGGAACGCAUUGGCUAUCGCAACGCUUGGGUCACUAUCACCCAGCUGCCGCUGCUCUAUCUGCUUUCUUCCAAGUGCAACGUUGUAGGCUUCAUCACGGGUAUCAGCCAUGAGAGGCUCAACUGGCUGCACCGAUGGGUGGCCCGCACCAUGCUCGCCACAGGAGCUGUUCACGGCUUCUACUUUUAUGCCGAUUGGGCGCGUUCUGAGCUUGUCGACUAUCAGAUCAAGAUGAUGCCCAUGAUCAAGUAUGGGUUCGGCGCCUGGGGUCUUUUGUUAUGGGCCUGUGUCUCGGGGCUGGCCCCAUUGCGGCGGUUGUCCUAUGAGUUCUUUGUCUUGCAACACAUCGUCACUGCUGUCUUGUUGCUAUGGUUGAUAUACGUCCACAUUCCUGUCGACGCCAGAUACAACCUGUGGUUUGCCAUUGCGGCCCUCUGCUUCGACCGGUUUUGCCGAACAGUGAUGUUGGUUUGGCAGAACGUUAAGGCGUUGCCUGACAAGAAGAGAUGCACGGGAGGACAACGGAUUGGGCAUCAAGCCCAGGUGCGUGCGGUUGGGGACUCGAUCACGGUAGUUACCAUCAAGGAUGUCCACUUCAAGUGGAGAGCUGGACAGCAUCUUUAUCUUUGGAUGCCCCGAGUUGGUAUUGCCGAAGCUCACCCUUACACCAUUGCCUGCGCCCAUCAGCUCCCCGAGACUUGCAUCUGCACCAGCAUUCAACUUGUCGUUCGCAAACACGGUGGAUUUUCCAAACGACUGCACGAAUUAGCGACCAAGGCCCAGUUGGCUGGGAAGAAGGAGAGGCUGACAGCAUUUGUCUCCGGGCCGUAUGGAGCGCCACCGCGGUGGGACAUUUACGAGACCAUAGUACUCAUCUCGGCUUCUACCGGUGCAUCCUUUACGCUGCCCAUUCUCGAAAGUGUGCUCCAACACAAGGGCACAAACUGUGUCAAGAGGAUUGACUUCCUCCUGACCACCAAGCAGGGCGAGGAGAUUGACUUUUAUGUGACGCGACUCCACGAGCUGAUUGAGCAUGCCAAAGGCACAGGCAUCGAGCUCCACGUUCACAUUGCCGUUACCCAGGGGCCGACAUCGUUCCCGGUCAGCCAAGAUGGCGUGACUGCCGACAGCUCGUCUGGUUCCUCUACAGGAACCAACUUUGGACGAGGGAAGAAGGUGGCUGAUGAGAAGAUCACGAGCCAGAGACCAUUAUCCAGUCCCGGCGACAUCGAACAAACAGCACGGGCGAUUCCAGUGGAGCGGAAGAGGUCGAGCCACGCCAGUACGGACUCGCACGUAUUUUACUCGAGUGUCCGACCAGACAUUGAGGCCUACAUCAGAGGACCUGUGGAGGCAACCGGGGGGGAGACCAGCGUCGUUGUAUGUGGCGGCCCAAGUCUUGUUGCCAGGACAAGAAAUUGCGUUGCGAGCCUAUCGGAUGAACGGGCGGUUCACAAGGGAACAGGGGCACAAGGGAUACAAUUAUUUGCUGAAGAGUACAGUUUCUAG